UUUAUUCAGAAAAAAAUAUGAAUAUUUGUCAUUUAAAACACAUUUCGGUGCAAUACUUUCGAUGUUUAAUCGAUGCACAUAAGGCAGAUGAUUGUUAGUAACCUCAGAAAUGCGGGAAAAGGAGUAAUUUCUCUUCACGAUCGAAGAAAAUUACUAAUUAGUGAAGAUGGGCCCCGGCCAAAGCACAUUUCACAAGUGUGUCGUCUGUUGUUGUGGAGUGAACACACAGCUUCAUGACAAUUGACAUAUAUGCAGAUAUGCAUGUAUGUACCCUUGAAUUGAAAGGUACGAAGUGGUGAAAAAGUUGACGCUGUCUAAAGAGCAUACCCACGACCAGGCCACGUCUCACUCUCGACCCCGUGUGGUGAACUGUACUGUUAUAACUUACUGACAUUUAAAAAAACACUGCCACGAUGGAAGAUAGUGAUACAGAACAAGUCGUACAGCCUGUCUCUACCACAUUCAUAAAAGAAGAACCAAUCGAUCCUGAGGAGUAUGAAACAGAGGCUCAUGAUGCUGAAAAGGGUGAUAAUGGGGAUGAAGAUUAUCAUCCAGACAAUGAUGAACAAUAUUCUGACAGUGGUACAGAUUCUGAGGCGAAGGAGCAUGAUGGUAUUUUCGUCGAAGGUGCUCAUCCUUCUGAAGCAAAACAAGAUGUGCACGAUGCCAAGAUUGAGUCGCUGGCAGAUGGGAUCAAGACGGAACCAGUCGACUCACCGGAGCUCUCAAGUUCCAUUGGCAUGAUUGAGCACACCCCAGGAAGUUUUGAACUGGAGCAUUCCGGACAGAGCAGUAGCAGUCAUGGAGAAAUAGAUCUGGACAAUGUGUCAUUGGAUGACAAGUUUAAGCCGCGGUAUUUGGGCGGGGCUCUCUCGGACUCCACGAUACAGGGGGUGGAUUCUAGCAGACGCCGUAAUAUGCGUUUUGCAAACAAUCCACUUAAGUGUAAACAUUGUGAUGGAACAUUUGUGUCGAGGAAGGAUCUGAUUUGCCACGAGCGCGAACACCUUGGCUUGAAACCGUACAAAUGCGAACACUGCGAUAAAAUUUUCUCAGGGGUUGGGGGCUUGAAUCGCCACUUGCGUAUUCACACUGGUGAAAAACCUUUUCAGUGUGAUUAUUGUGAAAAAUCUUUCGCCCUGAAGGGAAAUCUUGUCAAACAUUACGAAAACAUCCACAUCGGAGAAAAAUCUUAUAAAUGUGAAUGUUGCGAGAAGACGUUCAAGCAGAGUAGUCACUUGACUACCCAUUCCCGUAUUCAUACUGGAGAAAGACCUUACUCUUGUCAGUACUGUGGCCGUGCUUUUUCGUCACAUUCCAACCUGACGGCACAUGAAAGAACGCACACCGGUGAAAGACCGUACAGUUGUGGAAUAUGCCACAAAACGUUCAAGCGACGUACAGACCUGAAACGUCACGAAUCGGUCCACACGGGUGAGACACCAUUCGUUUGUCGCUACUGUAACAAAUCUGUGCUUUGCCAGCGCACGUUGACGAAUCACGAGGCAUUACAUUUCCGUGAAAAAGUAGAACACAAAUGCGAGUUAUGCAAACGCGUCUUUUCUAAUGGGUACUUGUUAAAGAAGCAUGCACGGAUGCAUGAGACGAAUUACGAGUGCCAGUUCUGUGGAAAAGUGUUCGCCCGGAGCUCGCAUCUUCAAAGUCACUUGCGUAUUCAUACUGGUGAAAAACCCUACUCUUGUAAACAUUGUGGUCAGGUGUUUUCGGCGCCAAGUAAUUUGAUCGCACACGAGCGCAUCCACACAGGUGAAAAACCUUUUAAGUGCAAGUUGUGUGACAAAGCUUUCACUGCGCAGAGUAAUUUGAUCGCUCAUGAACAGACGCAUUCGGAUACCAAGCCGUACGGAUGUGAUCUUUGCGAUAAAUGUUUCAAACAGAGCAGCAAGCUUAAGAAACAUGUGAAGAAGCAUCAUCCUGAGGCAGUGCCGUUGAGGAUUACAUCUGGGCCUAUCCCGGUCGGUACGGAGCGCAACACAUGGUCAAGCUUUAAGGCACCAGCAUCCAAGAAACGUGCUGCCAAGUCCAAAGUCAAAUCUCCUAAAUGGGAGACAAGUUCGCCGCAUGUUACAAUGGGUAUGUUGAUUAAGAAAGAACCGGUGGACGCUUCUGAUCAUGCGGUUGAGGAGGGCGGGUCUGAUAAUGUGAUGGAGCAUAGUGGGCCAAACGAUAAUGUCCAUAAUGGUACACCGAGGGCUGCAACAGUCAUGGAAGGUGCGAUUGAAUCUGAGACGGGAGAUUUAGAGGAGUUUUCUGUUGGAAUAGCAAAUUAUUCCAAUUCUGGGAGUGACAGUGAAAUGAUGUAUGAUUCCGAUGAGGAGCCCCAACGUUCUUUAGAAAAUAAAGAUAGGGACUUGCCUGAGGUCGCAGAUCACCAAAUCACUAGAUCUUCAAGUUAUGAUUCAAAAAAGUUACUCGGCUCUGAAAUGUUAUUGAAGACAAACAAUGGUGUAAAAGCUGAUAUCGAUGAAUCUCCAGAAGGCAGAUUAGACGCUCAACACAGGUCACUCCAAAAACGACUCGCAGAAGUGAAUUCUGUUUUGGAAGACACUUUCAAAUCAGUACCAGGUGUUCUCAAAGAAGGUGCUGCAUCAUGAAGUCGGCAUUUACACGCGGCCAAGACAGGGAGGGAAAUUGAAUCUGCAGAAGAUGGAGCCAAUGUUGGAACUGAUGAAUUGCCCCUUGAUGACACAUAGUUAAUGACAUGUUCAACAGAAUGAAGAUAACAAGGAACCCUGUGCGAGUCUGCAGAAUAAAAACAAACCCUGGCAUUUUCAGGUAUUCUGGCACUGCUUGGUGUAAAAUGUGUCAUUUCAGUAUGAAAUUGGAAAAUAAUAGUCCAGGUACACAUUAAGGUAAAUAUUCUGGUCAGUGUGGCCAACUUGAGAGGCGUAGACAUGUAGAAAUGUGUGGUUUAGAAUCAUCAAAUGUAUGUAGUAGUGGUUCAUGAAUAUGAACAUGCUAGUGUGUGAACAAUUUAUCCAGAUAACUACAUGUAUUGCCAUAGAACAUUGUGUACAUGUACUUAGUCCACAUUGUGUCUAGUUGAAUUGUUAUA
This is a messenger RNA of Lineus longissimus, 3076 nucleotides long. Its product is annotated as zinc finger protein ZFP2-like. The coding region runs from base 414 to 2615 and encodes 733 amino acids. Gene Ontology annotation, molecular function: DNA-binding transcription factor activity; RNA polymerase II cis-regulatory region sequence-specific DNA binding. The transcript has a single exon. The record is from RefSeq and is a predicted model, not a curated record. Gene Ontology annotation, biological process: regulation of transcription by RNA polymerase II. Lineage: Eukaryota; Metazoa; Nemertea; Pilidiophora; Heteronemertea; Lineidae.